Messenger RNA from Mytilus californianus (California mussel), 1685 nucleotides. RefSeq names its product putative histone-lysine N-methyltransferase 1. Lineage: Eukaryota; Metazoa; Mollusca; Bivalvia; Mytilida; Mytilidae. The transcript has 6 exons. The record is from RefSeq and is a predicted model, not a curated record. Bases 346 to 1629 code for a protein of 427 amino acids.
UUGGAGUAUUUACCUUAACAAUUCUACGGACAAAAAGUUGCGAAUAUUUUCCUUGAAAAUUCUACGGACAAAAGCUGAGAAUAUUUCCCUUAACAAUUCUACGGGAAAAAAUCUGGAAAUAUUUUCCUUAACAUUUCCACGGACAAAAAUCUGGAAAUAUUUUCCUUUAACAAUUCUACGGGAAAAAAGCUUGGAAAAUUGUUCUUAACUAUUUUACGGACAAAAAGCUUGAAAUAUAUUCCUUAACAAUUAAACGGUCCAGAACCUAGGAAUAUUUUCCUUAACAAUUCUACGGACAAAAAACUGGAUAUAUUUUCCCUAUCAGUUCUACGGAUAAACAGUCACAUGAUGCAAAAGGAUACACUGAACAAAUUCAUGAAAGUUCAACAAGACAAAAGAGAAAAUACUUGUGUAUGCUCGUUUUGCCUUCAAAUGUUUGAUAACUUAAAUGAUUUGCAAGAUCACCUCAUAUUACACGACCCACUUAAUCUACCAAAUGGUCAAUAUAAUGAUUGCAUGGACACAGACUGUGUUAACGAUAUCAUAGACUUAGAUUUACGGAAUUCUAUGAAGAAAUAUGGGUCUAAAUUAACUAAAACAAAACAAAACUAUUCUGACAAACAACAAUCUAUACAGACAUUACUACAGUUAAAAAACGUCAGGUUUAAACGAAAACGUGAUGAUGACGAGAAGGAUGAUAACAAAGAUUAUUACACAGAUGAUUAUGACGAGGAGGAUGAGAACGAUGAUGACGAUGACGACGACGACGAAGAGGAGGAAGACGACUACAGCAAUAAUGAAAAUGACGACGACGAUGACGAGGAGGAGGAAGACAGUGAUUAUUAUAAAGACGACGAUGACGAUGAGGAGAUUGAGUCCCUGGACGACGAGAAGAAUGGCGACGAGUGGAAAGAGCAGGAGAAAGGAGUGAAAAGGGGACCGGAUAAAAUGUGCGCCAAGAAGGAAGAGGAGGAGAAAAAAGAUAACGAAACUAAGGAAAUUGAUCACGUUGCACAUACUGAAUCUGUUAGACACAAAUUACUGAUGCAGAGUGAUAUUUUGCGAAGAUUAGAAACUAAGGUGAAAACUGUGAAGGAAUCACCUAGAACACCUGAGAAUAACAACCGCUUCCUUUCUCAAGAUGGUAAAAUGACAGUCGAGAAAAGUACACAGACAGGGAGCGUUAACGAAGAUAGUAAUCAAGGUUGUUGUCAGUGUAGAACGUGUAGCUGUAAAUGUCACGCACAUUUAAGGAAUGAUAUGCAGAAUGCCUUGAAAUGUAGCAAACAAAUGUUCCAGUCGAAUAUAUUUCCAAAAGAGAAAGACAAGAAAAGACUUUUAACAAAAACAUUGACAAUUCAAACCGUAAAUAAAUGGUUUAUAAACUAUAGAUAUCAUUUUUUCCUUCACAUAAAAAAGCAUGCAGCUGAUACCAUCACAUCAAAGUCAACAACAGUAGAAAUAAACAGACUGACAAACAAACAUUACGCUAAAUGUUUUCAAUGUGUUUCAAAAAAGCCUAAGCGCCAUUCAAAACAACAAGUGAAAAGGGCUUUCAUGGCAUGGAGAUAUGCCUUACAAACCAACAUUAAUCCUGAAAAAUACAUGAGGCAGGCUUUAAAGUCUUAAUGAACACUCUGGUACAUAAUUAUUCAAACCACGGAUCAGGAAUUAAGCACCAGGGG